AUGGAACUCCUAAAACUGGAAACUGAUCAUCUUGUAAUAAUAUCGGCAUACAAACCGUCAAAUGCGGAGUUCCGAUGGCCAUCAGACUUCGAUGUAUCUUGCAAGAGCCACUUGGUAAUUGGGGAAUUCAACAGCCACAGUACCCAAUGGGGAUAUAAUGAAGAUAACCAAAAUGGAGAAAAUGCCAUCAUGUGGGCCAUCAAUAAUGACCUAACGCUCUUAUAUGAGAGCAAAGAUCCUCCCACCUUCUCCAGUGCCCGUUGGAAGAGAGGAUAUAACCCAGACUUAGUCUUGAUAUCAAAUAACAGGAGGCAGGUGUUUCAGAGAAAUGUUCUGGAUCACAUCCCCAGAUCCCAGCACCGUCAUGUAGAAGUUUAA
Penaeus vannamei (Pacific white shrimp) is the source of this 378-nucleotide messenger RNA. NCBI's taxonomy places the organism in Eukaryota, Metazoa, Arthropoda, Malacostraca, Decapoda, Penaeidae. The record is from RefSeq and is a predicted model, not a curated record.